Molecule: messenger RNA, 1738 nt
Organism: Syzygium oleosum
Lineage: Eukaryota; Viridiplantae; Streptophyta; Magnoliopsida; Myrtales; Myrtaceae
Product: pathogenesis-related protein PR-1-like
Exons: 1
Coding region: 929-1609 (226 amino acids)
Cellular component (GO): extracellular region
Source: RefSeq, a predicted model, not a curated record
GCAAUUAGAAGCAUCCAUACAAUAAAAUUAAAACCUCACGCCAGCAUUGGAUUGGACCAAGUCCUGGAUCAGAGGUUAAUCAUCAAUGAACAACUCAUCAGAUGUAGUGAAUGUUUCUGCAUCUGCUGUUUAUCAAGUUUCGUGGAUACGGAAUAAGCGAUAUGCUAGUCACCAGCAUCCUGCGCUAGUCUCUCACCCAUCAACUUAACAUCAUCGACCCGUAAAUAGGGCCCUAGGGAUAGUCAUGUAAAAUGCUUGAACGAAACUACUUUGCAACCAAAAUCGAUCCUUACACGUUACACAAUAUUGUCCUCUUUUCGGCCAGCAAAAGCACAAAAAGAGGGGAAAAGCCAGAGUAUGCAUUUCACUUAUCACCAUCAGGUAUAAAGUUAUUGACUAUCUGGUGCAAAUCCAAAAAUGCAAAACGGCUCAUUCUCAAUUACAAAAUGAACCCGAUGCAUUGCAGGGGAUGCUGCGCAUGGUCUUGCUGUUUAUCCAUAAUCGGAACGCUUAAUAAAGAAUUCAAAGUAAACAACCUAAUCUUGCGCUCUCCUUUCAGACAUUACUCAAAUUGUAAGACCAUGUGAGUCCCUAUUAGCUCGUGGACGUUAUUCACGGAACAUGCUUUGUUAUGUGGAACCAUACUGUUGGUGGGCUACACAGUCCCAUAACCGAAGAGAAAACAACAGAAAACUGACAUGGCACAACUCACUGUCGCCCAUGCUGCCUCGCUCGAUCUCGAAAGGAGGGCCUUCAAAAUUCGAUCGGGGAUCAAUCCAUGCAGACACUGCAAUCACUCGCUGGCCAACCAAAAGCGCUCUCAUGAAUGCAGCCUCCAAACACGAGGACCAAAAACGCUAUCCAAAAAUGCCCGGCCAUCAAAGCCCGUGAUGUUCCAACCCCCUCCGAGCACUUGGCUUGAAUCUUGAUGUUUUUGUCACGUUAUGCCAAGCUCAUCUUCCUCGCUCUUCCUAUAUAUUGCUUAACAAUCAUUCGUCAUCCCCGCAUCUCCACAGGCUUCUCCAGGAAAAAGAUGAAACUCUGCCCACCACCGCUCGCGCGAGCGUUAGCAUUCCUUGUCCUGGUCGGCAUUCCGUCGGACUCCUCCGGGGCAUCCCCACUCCACAACGAGACCCUCCACAGCGGCAUCUCGAAGCAGCAGUGCAGGGGCUGCGACGACGAGUCCCUCCAGCUCCAGUUCCUGUACGCCCACAAUGCCGUGAGAGCGGCCAAGCGAGAGCUGCCGGUGGCGUGGGACGUGCAGCUGGAGAGCUACGCGAGGUGGUGGGCAGGGCAGCGGCGGUCGGACUGCGCGCUGGAGCACUCAUUCGAGGAAGGGGACUUCCGGCUGGGGGAGAACAUAUUCUGGGGAGGCGGGUCGGGGUGGACGGCAAGCGACGCCGUGGGGGCGUGGGCGGGGGAGGAGCGGUACUACCAGUACGGCAGCAACACGUGCGAGGGCGGGCACGAGUGCCGGCACUACACGCAGAUCGUGUGGCGGAGCACAAGGCGGGUCGGGUGCUCCGGGGUGGUGUGUGACGGCAGCGAUGUGUUCAUGACUUGCAACUAUUACCCGCCGGGGAAUUACGUCGGGGAACGGCCCUACUAAAAAUGUUGGGCCAUUUUAGGGUCGGUCCAUUUCUCUUGCCGCUUUUUUUCCUAAAUUAGUAUUUGAGUGAUACGACACUUUUUAUCCAAAUAACAAUAAAAUAUAAAGGGAGUGCCGGAAAAUUCGCAA